Messenger RNA from Meloidogyne enterolobii, 744 nucleotides. Lineage: Eukaryota; Metazoa; Nematoda; Chromadorea; Rhabditida; Meloidogynidae. The record is from the annotation of a GenBank genome assembly.
UUUGAUAUUAGGAUUUUGUUCGUUUAGAAUUUUUCGAAUUAUCGAGCUUGAUAGUAGCCUCAUGUCAUUGUCUUUAGAAUUUUUUGUCAUUGUUUUUCUUUACUUUUAUCCUUUUUUAAUAUUUUCUUUUCAAUUUCCAGUAGCGUUGAAGAACGAAUUAUUGAAAAAGCUGAAAUGAAAUUGCGUUUAGACAAUAUUGUAAUCCAGCAGGGCCGUUUAGUCGAAAGUCAAAAAGCUUUGGGGAAAGAAGAUAUGUUAUCAAUGAUUAGACAUGGAGCAAAUACAAUAUUUGCUGGAAAGGAUUCAACAAUAACCGAUGAAGAUAUUGAUGUAAUUUUGUCUAAAGCUGAAGAAAAAACAAAAGAAUUAAAUGAAAGAUUGGAAAAAUUGGGAGAAUCUUCUCUAAGAAAUUUUACUUUGGAUACUGAAGGAGGAGGUGGACAACAAGGAAAAAGUUUAUAUGAAUUUGAAGGAGAAGAUUAUAAAGCUAAACAAUCCAGACCUGUGGGGGAUUAUUGGAUUGAACCACCCAAAAGAGAUAGAAAACCAAAUAGUUAUAAAGUGGAUUUGUAUUACAAAGAGCAAUUGAAAGGACCUCAAAAAGGCGAAACAAAAGCAAAAGCACCAAUUCCUAAAAAUUUUCCAAAUAUUUUUGAUUUUCAAUUUUAUCCGAGACGUCUAUUUGAUAUUCUUGAGAAAGAAUUAAAUUACUUUAGAAAAAGCAUUGGUACGGAGGUUUUUUAA